UAGCGCCUAAGAAAUCGUUUCUCGAAGGCGCUAGCACAAGAUAACACAGACGUACAGGUAAAUAAGUUCGAUAAAGGCGUUUCGGAUAACCCAUGGAAUACACAAAUAUACGUACAUACAUUAACACUGUGCAAUCUAAUUGAGGAUUUGAACGCGGAUCUCUCAUUAGCGGGCAAUGAAUAAAUUUGUUUAUGAAAGUGGAAAUGUACAAUGCUAGAUUAAGACAUCGUUGAUACUUUACAAUUCAUUAACCGUUAAGCCUUUAGGGCACCGUCUUUGUUAUGAUCAAUAUUAAAUCAGUGAAAUAGGAUCAGAAGUUCAAAUAGUGACAUCCUUUAUAUGGAUCUAAGGCCUAAAUAAUUUUGUAUAUGGAAACAUAAAAAAUGUCAGAUACACCUGUAAAACAGAUUCAGAAUUGCGCAUCUCCGGACUCAGUUACUAUAGUGACACCGGGACUACCUAACCACGAUGCCGGAAGUACAACAGAGCCUCCAGAAAAUAUAUGCAAGUCAGUUUCAAAAGAUUCUGGAGAAACCGAAGUUGUUAAAAAGUCUUCGAUCUCAAGUUCAGGGUCAUUCAAACGCCGGUCUAUUCGGAGACGAUCUAGCAAGCGUUUAAGCAAACCCGAACCAGAGUUUGGACAUGACACCAAAACGUACGAGAAAAUUCAAGAACGGGUUUUACAAGAACGUGCAGUGACGAACGCCAUAGACGCUUUACAGGAACGCUGGAGAAUGAUAAUGUUUAUGUAUGACGACUGUGUUGCACUGAAUGAGCAAAGAAGAGAAUUAAAAUUGAGAAAACUCUGUGUACAAAGACAGUUUGAACUAAUUUUGAUUAUAUCGAUAUUCAUGCUAAUAUGUAUACCUAUAUCAGUGGUCAUUGUUUUAAUAAACAGAUAACAAAGCCAAUUUAAACGCUUUAUAUUACUAUUUAAUCUGAUACUCUAAGAUUAGCAAUACCACUGUAAAUCAAAUGUCGGCAUGCAUGCUACAAAAAUGUAAUUUACGGAGGUACAUUUUGCCAUAUGAGCCGCAAUUUACUUGUUGUCCUAUCUAUACCCUUACAAAAUAAUAACAAACUCUCACUGCGAUUUGCGAGACGCCUGUAUUUAGAGACGACAUACUUUAUAUGAGGUGAAAUACAACAUGACAUUUCGGAAUGAACAAUAUUAUCUCACAUACAGUUAACAUUAUAGUAUAUCAAUAUGUUAUGAAAUACACAUCUCUGUUUAAAAAUAAACAUGUAUAACUGU
Molecule: messenger RNA, 1255 nt
Organism: Mercenaria mercenaria
Lineage: Eukaryota; Metazoa; Mollusca; Bivalvia; Venerida; Veneridae
Exons: 2
Coding region: 384-902 (172 amino acids)
Source: RefSeq, a predicted model, not a curated record